Rangifer tarandus platyrhynchus (Svalbard reindeer) is the source of this 624-nucleotide messenger RNA. Lineage: Eukaryota; Metazoa; Chordata; Mammalia; Artiodactyla; Cervidae. The record is from the annotation of a GenBank genome assembly.
AUGGAAGGGAACGCCCCCGUCGCCGCAGCCGCCCAGUAUCAGCCGGCCAGCCCCCCGCGGGACGCCUGUGUCUACAACAGCUGCUACUGUGAAGAAAAUAUUUGGAAGCUCUGUGAAUACAUCAAAAACCACAACCAGUAUCCUUUAGAAGAGUGUUAUGCUGUCUUCAUAUCUAAUGAGAGGAAGAUGAUACCUAUCUGGAAGCAGCAGGCAAGACCCGGAGAUGGACCUGUCAUCUGGGAUUACCAUGUUGUCUUGCUUCAUGUUUCAAGUGGAGGACAGAGCUUCAUUUAUGACCUUGACACUGUCCUGCCAUUCCCCUGCCCCUUUGACACAUACGUGGAAGAUGCCUUUAAGUCUGACGAGGACAUCCAUCCACAGUUCAGAAGGAAAUUUAGAGUGAUCCGUGCAGACUCGUAUCUGAAGAACUUUGCUUCUGACCGAUCUCACAUGAAAGACUCCAGUGGGAACUGGAGAGAGCCUCCCCCGUCGUAUCCCUGCAUCGAGACUGGAGAUUCCAAGAUGAACCUGAAUGAUUUUAUCAGCAUGGAUCCUGAGGUCGGAUGGGGAGCCGUCUACUCUCUGUCUGAGUUUGUACAUCGGUUUAGCAGCCAGAACUACUGA